GCUCUGUCCACAGCCAGGAAAGCCAAGCGAUUGCUCAGCAGUAGUGAGGCAGGACAGCGUACCGCAGCCUACUCUAGCACCGCAGCUCAGCAACAAAGAGAGAGACAACAUAGAAAAACACACACCGCUAACAACAUGACUCUGCCACGGGUUCUGCUGGUCUGCCUGGUCUGCUGCUGCUCUGUUCUGCUCACGCGAUGCUACGAGGAUGACAUCGAGGUGAACUACGCCGACAACUUUUACAACGAGAUCGCAGAGGGCGCUCAACCGGAAAGCAACCAACCACCAUCGGAGGCGGCCCCUACGACGUCCCCCUGCAAGUCGCCGGAGUUCAGCAAGUGGGACAAGCUCUUCACCAUGCUGGAGAACUCCCAGAUGAAGGAGAACAUGCUGUUGCAGUAUGCCGACAACAUCAUCAAGGUGGAGCUGCAGACUCUACGCGGGGAGAUGCUGCAGUUCGUGGCCAACUACGCAGGGGGCUGCUCCAGCGCCGUGGACACCGCCGGCCGCCGGCUGGCCCUGCAGCUGGAGAUGAAGCUGGCCCAGGCCACCGACCGCAUGAAGGAGGCCAACGCCGAGCAGAGGGCCCACCAGGAGGCGCUGCUGCAGCAGCUGGUGGUGGUGAGCCGGGCCCAGGCGACCAGGCUGACCAAGCUGGAGAGCACCUGCCUGAGUGCCUCGGCCAACGGCGCGGCCGACCGCUCCGUCCGCCAGGUGCCCGCCGUCGAAGGAGGCCAGCUGGAGAAGAGCCUCACCGCCAUGGCCACUGACCUGCAGAAGGCCCGGGCACAGCUGGACCGCUCCCUGCGCUCGGCCGAGAGGCACUUCCUGCCCUCAGGUUGCGAGAUGGCCCUACUCUUCCCCAUGCGCUCCCGGCGCAUCUAUGCCAUGGUGACGCCCGAUGCCGACAUGGGCCUCCAUUCCUUCACGGUUUGUCUGUGGGCCAAAGUGAGGGAGGCGCUCAACAAGACCGUGCUCUUCUCCUACGGCUCCAAGAAGAACCCCUUCGAGAUCCAGCUGGUGCUGAGCGGCCAGUCCCUGCUCUUCACCGUGGGCGGGGAGGCACACCUGGUGGAGGCAGGCAAAGCUGUGAUGGACGGCCAGUGGAGUCACGUCUGCGGGACCUGGAGCUCGGAGGAAGGCCUGGCCGCGCUGUGGGUGAACGGGCUGAAGGUGGCCAGCUCGUCCGGGGUGGCCGAGGGCCACGUCCUGCCUGAGGGGGGGACCAUGAGCCUGGGCCAGGAGAAGAACGGCUGCUGCAGCUUUGGCUUCGACAGCGGCGCCGACCCCAAGCUGGCAUUCGCGGGCAAGAUGACGGGGGUCAACCUGUGGGACCGGGUUCUCGGGGAGGAGGAGAUCUUCCAGAAUGCUCAGCGGGAAGGCUCCUGCAGCAGCCGGGGGAACGUAGUGGGCUGGGGAGUGUCCGAAAUUAUUCCACACGGGGGCGCUCAAUACAUCAACUAACUGCUGCCCUGGGAAACCUACAAGAGAGUCGGUGUUUCUCAGCUGCACACUGAGCAAUACCAACAACAGUAACAACAAAGCCCCUUUAUAGCUGAAAGACUGAUUUAGGCUCUCCUCAUCGAUGAAUGUUUCCCAUUUGCGGAACUUCUGUUACUCAUAACAGAAGCAAUACUCGGCCUUAGAAAGAGGAGUCAAAGAGGAACAAACAGCAUUUACCAAAGUUAAAAAAACAUUUAUGAAAGAAUAAAGAGUGAGUAGAUCUCAUGCGCUUUUAUCAGUAAGCCAGUUUGCCAGGUGCCUUGAAGGGGUCUUCUUUUAAACUUAUUUUAUUUUGUAUGAAUGGAAUCGUAUGCUUUUUUCCCCCUGCUACAUAAUGUGUAAUAUUUCCAACUUAGUAUUUAUCAAAAUGUUUACAUUCAAAUCCAGUAACAAUAUUAUCUCUGUUUGAUGAGUUGUUAUUUGUUUUUGCAUUUGAAGUGAUGUCAAUGUUUUCCCCCAUUUCACAUUGUUUCCUGUCACACAAAGACACUUCUUUUUAAGAUUGAUUAAGGAAAAUGUUUACAAUGUUUGCUACAACUGUCUUUCUGUUUUUGAAAUGUAGAAAAUGUGUAUUAUAUUGUAAAUUGUUUUGGCAAGACAUGAAAAUGAAUGUAUUUUGUAUAUAAAUAUUUUGUCAAAUGAAUAAAAGACUUUAAACAGACAAUGAAA
Molecule: messenger RNA, 2172 nt
Organism: Conger conger (European conger)
Lineage: Eukaryota; Metazoa; Chordata; Actinopteri; Anguilliformes; Congridae
Gene: ptx3a
Product: pentraxin 3, long a
Exons: 3
Coding region: 136-1464 (442 amino acids)
Biological process (GO): innate immune response
Molecular function (GO): complement component C1q complex binding
Source: RefSeq, a predicted model, not a curated record